AUUAAAAAUGUCAGAAAUGUCUGCUGUAAACCGGAAAGUGAUCCAAGCUCUCGCUGAAACGAUCUCAAAACAAGUGAAACACUUCAGUAAAACAGAGGUUGAGUGCCUUAUUCGUGGAUUUAACCGUCUCCUUGAGGAGCAGAGCAUCUCUAAACAUACAGCAAGCGGACUGGACAGGGGAAGGUUUAGGAGCAUUCUGCAUGAUCUGUUUGGAAUGACUGACUACAUGAUCAUGGAUGGAGUUUUUAGGAGGUUUGACAAAGACAAUGAUGGCUCAGUCAGUGUUAAAGAAUGGAUUGAGGGGCUGUCUGUUAUCCUUAGAGGGAGUUUGGAGGAGAAAAUAAAGUACUGCUUUCAUAUUUAUGACUUAAAUGGAGACAACUACAUCUCCAAAGAGGAGAUGUUUCAGCUGCUGAAGAACAGCCUCAACAGACAGCCCACAGAGGAGGACCCUGAUGAGGGAAUCAAAGACCUGGUUGAGAUCACGCUCAAGAAGAUGGAUCAUGACCAUGAUGGUCGGCUGUCUUUUGCUGAUUUUGAGAAAGCAGUGAAAGAAGAGACUCUCUUACUUGAAGGUUUUGGAAACUGCCUCCCAGACUCGACGGGUAUUGAGGCAUUUGAGAGGCAUGUAUUUGAGGAGCAAUGGGAACGUUGA
Molecule: messenger RNA, 655 nt
Organism: Cheilinus undulatus (humphead wrasse)
Lineage: Eukaryota; Metazoa; Chordata; Actinopteri; Labriformes; Labridae
Gene: efcab1
Product: EF-hand calcium binding domain 1
Exons: 6
Coding region: 8-655 (215 amino acids)
Molecular function (GO): calcium ion binding
Source: RefSeq, a predicted model, not a curated record